UCUCCUGCUUCUUCGUCAGCGUCGUAUUUGGCCACGUCAUACUCUUUAGAGUUGGCGGGAAUAGUAUUAGUUUGCACUGUUAAAACGUUGAUGCCUCGUAUUGUAUCACCAUAUAUACAGUCCUUAUGCCCUUCCCGAAGUUGUCCCUCGUUUAGAGUGGUACACUGUACUUCUAUCCAAUAAAGCUCCUCAGCUGUGGAAUUUGUAUUCUUUGAGGAAUUGCCUUGGCUCCUAAGUUCUCUUCAAGUUACCAGUCUGAAAACUAUGUUCAACAGCAGCCCGCAUUGCAUCAUCUGUGGUGCAAAGAUUACAUAUCGUGACCGCAAAGUCUCUUGGAAAAGAAACUUUCGUGCAAUUAGAUGUGAUGGCAAUUCUCAGUUAGAUGGGGAGCCUUUCGUUACAGGAGUGGGCAGCUAUGUCCCUCCAGAGAUCCUUUACAACUGUGCUGCACCUUCUUCUGCAGAACAGCGAUGGGAUGAUAACUUUGUUUGGACAGAGGAGGACAUAUUUCCCCCGCUGAUAGGUGACACACUCCAUCCGCAACCUGGGUUUCUUCUCCAUGAAUCGUGCUGGGAACUACUACGGGGCAUGCUUCACCCCCAUGCCGUUCCUAUCCAGCGGUUGUAUGAUAUUUGCCUCUCAUGUCCAGCGCACACAGAAGGAUGGCUGGAUUGGGGACACAACUACGGUGGGCUCAUGGACCAACGUCCCGUUGGGGGCUAUCCAUGGGAAGACGUAUAUAUUGCGGGCUAUAUAAGACGGUUCCUAUGGGACAAGAGUUCUCCCUUGACGCUGGCCACGUCAGAUCCAUUAGACGUAUUGGAGGUGCAGCAAGCGCUUGUUGGUUCUCAGGAUAGACGAGAGAAUACAACAAUGACCAGUUUGAUAUCAUCCGUUUCGAUAACCACCGCUGAUUGUUUUCAAAAGCUUCCUCAAGAAAUCCUGGAGCAAAUCCAGAUGCUUCUACCAUCUCGCAGUGUUGCUGACGUGCGUUUAGCAUCAAGGUCGUUCGCUGCAUUGCCGCUCACGCAGUCAUUUUGGGCUUCAAGGUUUGCUUGCCAUCAAGAGCGUGGGUAUUGCUUCGAGGCUAGGGAUUCACUAUAUAGUGGAGCUCACGCACUGCGCUGCAGGGAUUGGAGGGCUUUCUUCGAGGAUACAGCAGUGACACCAGAUUCAUCUAAUGAGUUGAAGAAUCGAAAGCGGAUCUGGUGUUACUUGAAGAAUAUAGCAGAUCUAGUUCUUGAUCAACCGUUGGUCAGUGAAGGGAUGACCAGGGAGCUUGAACUAUGGCCAAAGGAGCCUGUGCCGGCAUGGAGACCAGUUGGAGGAGACUUUUCCGUACGGUCGAACGGAGACUCCCCUUACCAAAUGAAAUGUAGGGUGAUAUAUGAACAAAACAUCUCAAUCACCUCUUCGAUAAGAUCAAUUGGGGUUUCCUUUCGAGAAUUAAGUGAUAAGAAAUAUGUCUCGGGUCUUCGGCUCGUACUUACAAACAAUGAGGAGCUUAGACUGGGCUAUGUCCUUCCAUGUAAGGAGAAACACGUGGAGCUGAAAAGCGAAUGCUUUGACUUGAAUGGGUUCAUUGCCGCUGUCAGCCCUAGAGGUGUCAUGGCACUCCGUGUUGUAACCGGACAGGGAGAGAUAUCCAACUGGGUGGGCUUGUCAGAAGGCCUGCCGCAGACAGUCCGGCUGUGUACGAAGACGGCAAUCCACGCUUUGAAAUGUUCCUUCGAUGGCUUCAAAAUGGUAUCUUUAGCUGUUCCCACCGAGCUUCAGCCGCUCUUCCCUGACGAUACCAGAGGUGAACACCUACCCCUGCGAACUACAGGACUUUGGUAUCCAGGGAUCCCUCCCUCAUCCUACCAUCUCCACGACGAUGUAUUCACCGGUCGAAACAUCCCUCUCCUUGACUACCGUCCACUUGUGCAUGUCAUGUUUGGUGGAAGACGGGGCAACCUCCUUAAGUACCUAACCCGUAUCUCAGUUACGGUGUCCAACGCAGCAAUCGUGGGGAUAGACUUCUUCUACACAGAUGAUUCCCCCGUAAAGCGUCUCCAAGCUUGUCCCUCAACAGAUAGCAGGGACGACUCUGUCAAAAUCCCCUUCCUGAUCGAUGGACCAGGGGGUGAACGGUUAACAAGUCUCCAAUCGGACGGCGAUUUCCUCCGAGCGUCCGCUGGCUACGGGUCGUACAGAAUAAAAAUAACGUCACUAAAGAUAACGACAAAUACAAGGCCCAAGCCCUUCAUCUUCCAACAAAACGCUAUUCCGGCCCUGAAACUCCCCGCCGGGGGCUUUCCUCCUCGAAAGUCCAGGAAACCAGAAAUACUACCCGGUACUACCUUGACGGGUAUGUAUUUCAUGUAUGAUUCUCAGUUUGCUAUGAGCAGUAUCGGGCCCAUUUCUGAGGACUUAAGUGAAGGAAACCUUCUGCGGGACACUAGCAUAGAAGAAGAGAUACGGACGCGAAUUUCGGGGAAGCAAACCCCAGGCCAAUGCUGAUUAACAAGCACUAGUAGUUCAAAUUUCUUAGCGUACGGUAUGUUCACACAAAGAUCACUAUUCUUGGAAUUCUGGUACAGUUGAACUCAGCAGUCUUCUUUGUAAGGACAUGUGCAUGGAUAGUGAAAUGUGUACAGAAGCCUUUGGAUAAUAAUAGUCCUUCGGGAAAAUCUAAAUGAGCUAUAGAGACCAUCCCAUGUCCGAAGCAAUAUGGAUAGAAGCA
Messenger RNA from Aspergillus pseudonomiae, 2725 nucleotides. RefSeq lists its product as uncharacterized. The record is from RefSeq and is a predicted model, not a curated record. NCBI's taxonomy places the organism in Eukaryota, Fungi, Ascomycota, Eurotiomycetes, Eurotiales, Aspergillaceae. Gene Ontology annotation, molecular function: protein binding. The transcript is spliced from 5 exons. The coding region runs from base 265 to 2502 and encodes 745 amino acids.